AUCCCCAGAGCCCAUCCUUCGUUACAUUCUUCUACGAUUUGGUCGUACCCCUUUAAUUUUCUCUCUCAAAGUCUCUCUCUUUAGGGUUUUUGGGUUUCAUACUAUCGGAUCCCUGCUAAUAUUGCCUUACAGAGCUUCAAAUGGAAGCGGCGGCAGUAAAUGUCGUCCGAUCAUCGGCUGCUCCGUCGAAGCCGAUGAUUUGCCUUGGAAGAUCGAGCUUAUUGGCUCCUGACGGGCCCGCCUUCGCGCGGUUUGCUUCCAGUUUUCAGCUCUCCAGUAAGCUAUGCAGUUCUGUAUCUAUCCCCAAGCAAGGUCGUAAGAGACUGGGUGUUGGAAGUAGAAGAGGUUUAGUAGUUAAAGCUUCAUCUCUAUCUCCAGAAUCAUCAGGGUCGAACAACAAAAUUGCUCCUCUUCAGCUGGAGUCUCCAAUCGGGCAGUUUCUUUCUGAGAUACUGAUUAGUCAUCCGCAUCUUGUGCCUGCUGCAGUAGAGCAACAGCUUGAGCAGCUCCAAACUGACCGUGAUGCUGAUAAACAAAAUGGGGAAGAGCCCUCUGCCUCAGGCACUGACUUAGUUUUGUAUAGAAGAAUUGCCGAGGUUAAGGCUAAUGAAAGAAGGAAAGCUCUAGAAGAGAUUUUGUAUGCAUUGGUGGUGCAGAAAUUCAUGGAUGCCAAUGUUUCUCUGAUACCCUCCGUAACUCCAGAUUCUUCUGGCCAAGUUGAUUCAUGGCCAAGUGAAGAUGGGAAACUUGAGCGGCUUCACUCACCUGAGGCCUAUGAGAUGAUCAGAAACCAUUUAGCUCUCAUUUUGGGCAACCGAAUUGAUGAUGCAAGUGCUGUGGCUCAGAUCAGCAAACUAAGGGUUGGACAGGUUUAUGCUGCAUCAGUGAUGUAUGGAUACUUUCUUAAGCGGGUUGACCAAAGGUUCCAGCUGGAGAAGACAAUGAAAGUUCUUCCUACGACAGCAGAUGAGAAUAGUGAACGGCAAAUUGUCAUGGACGAUAGAAGACCAGGUAAUGGAGAAGAUCCUUCUCAAGCUAUGCCCCAUCCUGAAGUGUCUGCCUGGCCUGGUGGUGGUGUCAGUUCUGAGGGGUUUAGCUAUGUCAUAAAGCCAUCCAGGUUGCGUACCUAUGUGAUGUCCUUUGAUGGUGAGACCCUUCAGAGAUAUGCAACAAUAAGAUCAAAAGAGGCUGUCAGCAUCAUUGAGAAGCACACAGAGGCAUUGUUUGGAAGACCUGAAAUUGUGAUAACACCAGAUGGGACAAUUGAUUCUUCGAAAGAUGAGAACAUAAAAAUUAGUUUUGGUUGUCUGAAGAGCCUUGUGUUGGAGGCUGUGACUUUUGGUUCUUUUCUCUGGGAUGUUGAGAGCUUUGUGGACUCGAGGUACCACUUUGUCUUGAACUGAGUUCUGCCAAGUUGGUACUGGACUCCUCACUGGUAUUAUGACAAAGAUCCAAAUAUUGUUACACUAAUUGAUAAUAUAUGUAUAGCGAUUUUUUUUUUUUUUAAAUCCACCAUUUACUGAUGAAUGGAAUGGAAGGUUGUCUUCAAAUUAGCAUUUACUUAUCUAUGUAUGGGUUCAGCGUCUGGGUUUGUGCUUUUGUAUAAUUUGGGUGUGUUGCCCUUUUCGAACCAGCCUUCUUGCAUUGACUGCUAGAUUGUGUUUACUUAUGGGCGUAGAUCCUCGCGCCAAA
Molecule: messenger RNA, 1692 nt
Organism: Neltuma alba
Lineage: Eukaryota; Viridiplantae; Streptophyta; Magnoliopsida; Fabales; Fabaceae
Product: UV-B-induced protein At3g17800, chloroplastic-like
Exons: 4
Coding region: 141-1403 (420 amino acids)
Source: RefSeq, a predicted model, not a curated record